Molecule: messenger RNA, 1278 nt
Organism: Geodia barretti
Lineage: Eukaryota; Metazoa; Porifera; Demospongiae; Tetractinellida; Geodiidae
Source: the annotation of a GenBank genome assembly
AUGAACACUCCUCGUUCGUCCCAGUGUUCCUUUUGCGACAGGCCGCAUCCCAGUUCAGACGUAUUGCUUUCCAGUCAGGGUGCGGCGGCUGUCUGCUUCUCUUGCGUAAGGACCCUCGCCGAAGUCGUAGCGGAGGAGGACGGAAUAACGCCUCCGCCCCCACCCCCUCUCCGGCGCCUGACGCCCCGCGAGAUCUACGCCAAUCUCGACGACUACGUAAUUGGGCAGGACCGGGCAAAAAAGGUACUCAGCGUCGCUGUCUACAACCAUUACAAGCGCGUUCGCAGUGGCAUGAGGUCCCCGGCGGUCGAAAUCCAGAAGACCAACAUUCUGCUCAUCGGCCCCACUGGCUGUGGCAAGACACUGCUGGCGGAAACCCUCGCACGCACCCUGGACAUCCCCUUCGCUGUCUGCGACGCCACUUCCCUCACAGAGUCCGGAUACGUGGGGGAGGACGUGGAAAACAUUCUGCUGCGUCUCAUCCAGUCGGCAGACUGGGACAUACCGCGUGCCGAGCACGGGAUCAUUUACAUCGACGAAGUGGACAAGAUCGCCCGCAAGGAGGGCAUAAACCGCUCCAUCACUCGCGAUGUUUCGGGCGAGGGCGUGCAGCAGGAACUCCUUAAGAUUAUCGAAGGAUGCGUGGCCAAUGUGCCUCCCCAGGGAGGGCGCAAGCACCCUCACCAAGAAUUCCUGCAGAUCAAUACCAGCAACAUCCUGUUCAUCUGUGGCGGCGCGUUCGAUGGCCUGGAAGAGGUGGUAGAAAAACGCGUCAAUUCUUCGAACAACCGGCUCGGUUUCCUGGCCGGCGCCCGCGCCGAGCAGCAGGGCUCAGGCACCAUGACUUCUGGCGUAAGCCCCGACGACCUGCUGGAGUUCGGAUUCAUACCGGAAAUGGUGGGGCGAUUGCCGGUAACGGUAACGCUGGAACCCUUGGACAAAAGCUCACUGAUCCGGGUAAUGACGGAGCCCAAGAACGCAAUAGUCAAGCAGUACCAGCACCUCUUCCAGAUCGACGGGGUGGACUUGGAGUUCACGCCAGGGGCUCUGGAGGCUGCUGCGGAACGAGCGGUCGAACACCGCACUGGAGCGCGUUACCUGCGGUAUGUGAUCGAGGACACUCUCCUCGACGUGAUGUACGACCUUCCGUCCAUGAAUACCGCCGUUCGCUGCGUGGUGGAUCGGGAGAAUAUCGAGGGCAGGGAACCGCCGAAGGUGCUGAGUUCCAGCGGCGGCAAUGUCUCGUUACCUACAGAGCCAAUCAGAAAGUCAGCCUGA